AGCGUCCUUAGUAGCAAAGUUUGACCCUUUUCCGUUCUUGCACCUAAAAUCCCAUCGUCAUGCCGCGAAAAGCUUUAACUUGCACUGUUGCAUUAGAUAUCUAUCAGGUAAGACCUUCAUUGACUGAAACAUCUUGAAAAAUAUGAAGUACAAGGGCACGCAAAAUGGCAGAUUAGUGCGAUAUGCUCCUGCCCUGCGACAACUGGAUUUUGUUGUUGUUAUUCUACAGAUAACAUGCCCAGGAACACGGCAUUUGAACGACAGGAAUAUGCUUUUUCUGUCGGUUUGUAUUUUGGGACAGACGAAGAGGACCAAGUCGGUGUUUGCGACGUUCCCUCUCGCACUGAAUGAAAGAAUGUACUUUAAGAGGGUAGGAGAUUUGUAGAAACUAUACUUGAUAAAGAACAGACUGUACACGAAGAUUAAUAUGACGCGAGUCCACAGAUGUCUCUGGAUAAAUAAUUAAUCAUCUCUCUGAACAUUGUCAACGCUUCCCUAAUUAACUUAUUGGCUCUUCCACAAGCGUUCUUGGUUCUUCAGAUUUAUGAUUGAGUUUCGUUAUUUUUUUUAGACUUUCGUAAAUGCAAGGGAACCAACUCAUGUGAUGGGAAUUUUGGAAGGUAAACACAGAUAUUUCGUUCAAAGUUGCACUAGGAAAAUUCUCUUGAAGGAAGUACAGGUUUCUUAUUCAUAUUUUGCUGAUUUAUUAUUUUUUAGAUGAACAUGUGUUGUUUGAACUCGUCCAGUACUCUGAUGUGUAUAAAGGUGAGUAACAGAACUUAAAUUAAAACCGAAACAUGAUUAUAAUUUUAUGUUAAUUUUAAAGGUUUCAGAUACAUUUGCUGCUUGUUGAAAGACUUGGAAAUAAUUGUUCAUCCACCUGCUACUAUAAACUAUCUUGAGGGCACACUGUGUUUAUUCAUGUAGCCUGGCAUGUUUUGUUUACCCUUAUCUGCUGAAUAAUAAUUCACUCUGCAGUUAGUGUCAGCCACCCUUCCAACAACUGAAAUAUAUGGCCAAAUUCCUUAACCCUUCCAACCCACUGGUAUAAAUAUCUCCUAAUAAAUGUCGAUACAAUAUCAACCAGACAAGUGAUGAGAUUAGAGAAAAUACUAAAUUCUCUGAACAAACAUUUUAAGAAUUGUAUGGUUUGCAGUAAGGAGAAUCACAAAUUUGAUCUGGGAGUUAAAGGGUUAUGAAGGAGAAGAUUAUCUUAUUAUCUCAUUCUGAUUAAAACUUCAAAGAUUAAGUUUUAGUUAUUUUGUUGUUGUUAAAGGAGGAAAAGUUCUGGCUCGCUAUGAGCAAUCAGCUAGGGAAUUUCUGUAUCCUACACCAACCCUGACAGGCAAAGAUGGUGUGGAGAGGGAGCUGUUACUGGGAAGAACUGUACACUUUACAGUAAGUUAACUGCAGUCUUACACCAGAAUGCUACACAAGUUAUGCACAAAGAUUAUAACAUCAAUGAACAAACUGAUUUCAAAUUUUGACCAACAUUUCUGACAUAUGCUGUUACAUUGGGUCCAUCUCGAUAUGAAUUUGUUAUUUGGAAUUUGCAGGGUACUGAUCUUAAGUCAGAAUUUCCCGUAAACUAAAUUUAAACCAACAACAGUUUCUAAGAGAAAUGUUAAUCAUUAGGACACUGCAACUUCCUUGUUUUGUCUGGCCACCAUCUUGAAGUUAUCGAUUGUGCUAAAUAUAAUGUACUGAGUUGAAGUUGUGUUGUGGAGGUUGAUAUUCUUUUCUUUAAACAUCAUGUUGGGGGAUGUUUUAUUUUAGACAUGAAACUUCCUGGCUGUUUAUGACAUUGGAGUAAACAAUGACUGACUGUAUUUUAAUCACACUCUUAAUACCCAAUACUUGAAAAUUUUCAUCAGGAUUUGCUUAUCCAGUAUUCAAUUCCCUUAAACCAACAACAGUUUCUAAGUAAAUGUUAAAAUGUAAGUAUAUAAACUAGUUGGUUUUUUUAAAUUUUAUUUUUUAGGGUAUCGAUCCUAAGUUAGAGUUUUCUUCAAACUCUACAAUUCAAGAGACAACUGUUCCUGGGACAUACAGGGAACUUACCAGUGUCAGUGUUGGUGAUGAUGAUGAUGAUGAUGAAUCAGCUUCUGAUUCUCAGGUAAUUGAUCAAAUGGCAAACACUACCCAUCUCCAGGUUCUCCUGUUGGGUAUCUCAAUCUUGUCAUCCAUACAAAAAAAAUUCCCACAAUCCUGUAAUUGUGACCGUCAUAGUCCUUAUCACACUCAUAGUCAAAUCUUUGUGAUCCCUUGCCUUAGAGAGUGAGAUUCCUAGGCCUUUUACAGUAAAUUCAAAUCAAACCAAACAUACCUGAGGAAUACCUUGUUUAAAGUAUUAUCAUGCACCUCUUCCAAAGGUCUGAACUUCAAGACAUUAUUCCACAUAAAUUUUUCAUGAAAGUUAGAGACCUUUUUAACUCUUUAAUUAACCUAUUUCUGACUUGAUGGUUUGGUAUGGCAUCUUGAUUUUUGUCACUGGACAUCUGGAUCUUGGUUCUUUUAAAUUAUAAUUAGUCAAAAAUCCUAUGCAUCUUCAAAAAAAUUUUAAUUAUCAUGAAAGACUUUUCGAUGACAUUUGCAUGUAACAAACUGCAGGCAGCUCAGCUACAGAAGAUGAGAUUGUUUUAACCUAAACUUUUGUUAGGAGGCUUCCUAUAUUCUAUUUCCUGAUUCCCACCAUGCAAAUUCCUACACACUCUUAACCUUUUUUACCCUUACAAGUGUGUAGCAUCUAAUUUCUCCUUACAAUAUCACCCCUAAACCAAACAUUAAGGUCAGGAGAACAAAGGAAUUAAUCAACUAAUAACAAAGCUCUUGACUGUUAAUCAAAUUGUCUUUGUCAACACCUUAGGAAACAUACAGAGAACAGUAUGGGGAUUAUGUAUAAUGCUGAUGUCAGGGUGUAAGGGUGGACGAACUAAAAGCAUUUGAUUUAAUGCAUUCAACAGGCUGAAAGCAGCUCAGAAACAGAUGAAGAACUCAUUUUAACACCAGCUCCAACCCACCAUAACCAUAGCAUACAUGCCAGGGAGUACCACUGUAUCUGUGAAUGUCCAAGGCGCCCUGAAAAUCAUGGGAGAGUAACCUUAAGAUCAAGGUCACUGUCUCCAACUCACAGACCAAAGUCAGCCACACCUUCCCUCAGACCUCCAUUCAAGGCUGGCAAGGCUGAUGAGAAAAUCAUAUCUCGUCGCAAGUUUGUGACUCCCGGACAGUCGAGACGGAAGACUAAAAUAAUUCCUUUGGAGGGGGGCCCGGGUAAGAAGAUCACGAUGACUGUUCUAGGUGAAACUGCAAAGUGUUAUUGGAUGGGAAAAGUUGAACCUCACACAUGUUACUAACCAUGGUUCAAGUCUGUACGCUACUGUAAGUUACGGACCAAUUCUGGUUUUUUUUUUAAUCCGAGCAAGCAAGGAAAAAUCAGAACACAUCUGCUAAAAUGAAGUAGCCCGCAGAACAGGCGUAAUUUUUUGUGCGUAUGAAGGUGACCAUAUGCAAGCGCGAAAAAAAAUUUUCUUUCGCGCUCUUCUUCUAGUGCGUAAUUCGUGAUAGCCUUCAUUCGCCUGAAAACGCAAAAAAAUUAUUCCCGAUCUGCAGGCUAAAAAAUUUAGUUACUUUCAGAGUACCUACUUGGUUGCUUUAUAAAGCGGGACAACUAUAGUGAAAAAAAAAAAUUGACAAAAUUGCCUUUUUUCUUCAACUAACUGGGCUUAAACGCCUUGAAAAGAUAAACAAUGUAUUUUUUCCUUUUAAUUGUCAAUUUUUAUUUUAAAAAAAGCUGACUGAUUAUGGCUCUUUUUUUGUACUUAACACAUAUAGCUCCGUGUCCAGAUUGUAGAGUUCCACACAAAGAAUGCAUUGUCUGCCAAGCGUACCUGAAAGUCUAUGGCAAAGACUUUUUGAAAUAUCGGUUUAGUCGCGUUCCACACAAGCGGACCACAUCCACGCCGGCAUACACAUCUUUUGCUUCAGAACCACCAAGGCCUCGUGCACCUGCACUAGUUGACGAUCCUCUGGAUGUUUCAAGGGCUUACAGUGAGCCCAUCCCCAGGAGUAGGAGAAUAUUUCCACGGGAACCUGAUGGUUACGGCUCGUAUUUGUCAUCAACUAGUCCAGAGAUCCAUGAUCGGGUAGAUCGCUCGAUUAGAAGGCGUUCUCCGGUUCCUGUAAGUAAACACUAAUCAUUGAUAAAUGUCGUCGAUGCUCCAAAACACCGCAUUAGCCACCCCCUCUCCCCCCUGCCAACGUCGCUCACGCCACCAUUCCUGAAAGAGAGCUGAGAUAAAAAAUAAUAUGAUUAAAAUUACAGCGAAUUGAUGGAAAAAAUUAUUUUACAGUAAAGGAAAUUAAUAUGGAAGGGUUGGUAAGUUUUCAAAAUGAGGUAAAAUAACAAAGACGCGGGCAAAGAAAUGCCGGCACUGAUUAGCGCUAAUAAUGUGGGCUUGCUCGUAGACAACAAUUAAGUGAACUUGAAUUCUUCAAACUUUCGUAGCUGAUGUUGAUUCCUUAUUGAGGAAAGAGAGGGAAACACCAUACCUCCAAGUAGUGCAAGACUUGAUAUUUAAUUUGAGGAUAAGUAGAUUAUCAUUCCCUGCUACUCUUUUUCUUUAGACUUACACUUCCAAACGGUUUGUAGAACUGUCAGAUUCUGAAGACGAUAAUGACAGUUUGCUCUCUUUACAAGAACUGAGGUGAGAUUUGAUUGCUGUAUUUGUUGGUAAGAAUUAGUGUUUGUCUUCUUUGGAUUGUGUAUGCUUGUAUCCUCUUGUGAGAUACAGUACAUGGGUGCACUUAAUUGAGGAGAUUCAAUGGCUUGGUGAUGAGUGCGCUUGACCGCGGCCUGAGAGGUCUGGGUUUGAGCCUUGUUCAAGUCACAGUGUUUUUUUAUCUUAGACAAUUUACUCGCACCAUGCCUCACUCCGCCUCGGAGUUUAAUUGGGUACCAGUGUGAUGUGAGGGUAACCUGCGAAAAGUUAGCGGUAAACCUGCAAUCGACUGACAUCCUCUUUAUGGGAAGGGAGGGGAGGAACAAUAUUCCAUAUCACUUUAGAGCACUAACUUCGCAAGAUAUAAAAAUUGUAGAUAUAUGAAAAUCAUAUGUGUGCAAUGCGGUGAAGAAACGAAUAUAAGAGACCCUCGCAGCUUUGAUCUACUCCUUCAGUAGUGUUCAUAGUUGCGAGGAUCUCUUAUAUUUGUUUUGCAAGAUAUGUUCUAUGGGUCUAUCAUCCACUGCUGAUAAAAGCUUUGGAAAAGCUGAUGUAAUUUUUAACAUUAGCCAUUAGUUGGACCUAAAAACCUACUCUUGGAUCGUUAACUUUCUUAAAUUUUAUUCCCUAUUAAUAAUCACAGCGUGUUUGCACAACUGGCCGCUUUAGGCAUCUAGAAACUCAUUAUGAUAAUGGACACCUUGUGGAUAUUAUCAAAGCUAUGAAAGGUGAAGACAUAAGAAAAAUGUAAGACCUUUAUCAUUUCACUUCUUAAUUCAGAUCAGAAAUAAACGGUGCGAGGUUAGAAUCUUUAGACAGAUCAUUUGAGGAUCCUGAACAUCCCACGUUAGGGACAAGAUUAGACAGAAGGUAAUUACAUCAAUAUCAGUUAUAAUCGGUGACAUAUUUCUUUUUUAAAGUCAAGAUAACUGCCCACCAGCAACGAGAAGCCCUUGACUAAUUUUAAAGCUCCUUCGCGUCUAAACCACCCACACUUUGCCAUGUGUAUAUAUAUUUUUUUUAAAAAAAAAAAAGCGUUUUUACUGACAUCACAACAAAGUUAAAUCAUCUCCAAUAUGGGAGCCCCAAACAAGUUUAACCUUGCAACACACUCACCUUUCGACUGGACGGAUACAAUCUGCUAACUCAUUAACACCGGCUGAAGUUUUUCUCUGUUUUUGUCAAAUUUCAGCCUUCGAGGUUAUUGACACGCAAGUUAAAUGGAAAAUCGUUGAUUUCCUCCGAAAGGUGAUUUUCAUAUUUAAUUGUUAUCUAAAUGACGUAUUUUAUUAAAACAACAUGACCAAAGAAAUCUUUUCUUGAGAUACCCAUUAUCUAGCGUUCACUCUCGUUUUGAGAAUGAGGCUUACGUGAGUACGGAAAAUUCCCGAUUUACAAACGAUCCAAGAUCGAUUACCUCACUCUUGCAUGGGACCAGUCACCAGUUAUCGCCUGAGGUGGAGGGGGGAGGAAGAGAGUGAGGAGAAGGAGGGGGCGCAGGUCGGAGGAUUUUGGGGUUGAAUGGCAUGCUUUUCAGGGGGAUCAGGUCAAUUAUACAGUGAGACAACCAAAUCCUCCGAUUCCCCCCCACCUACCUUUCCCCUCAGGCAAUAAACAUGACCGGUUCUUUAACAGAAAACUUUGAUGCGUUCACAGACCUCUCCUGUAGGGGAUACUGAAACAUUUCCUUACUCAACAAUUUUCAUCUGUCUGUUUCAGUGUGACUGUGCCUCUAUCAAGUGACUCGUUCUGGUCUAAUCUCAAGUCUCAGUUCACUGGGCGGUCACACCGGGCCUUAUUUGAAGAGUCCUUAAAAGAGAUAUAUCGGAACAUGUACAACACUGUAAAAGAGGCUCAUUAUUAGAAGCAAAUCGCGACGUCUUGCGAAAAUCCCAUACAGAAUUUCGGGUCUUUUUUACGAGGGUUUUGUAACGACGGUUUUUUCAAGUGUUCCUGGGCCAUAUGGUACAGGCAAUGUAGGAGCUAUGGAAGCUUACUUCAACAGUUUUAUAGAGUUUAGUAUUUAAGUUUUCAUCAAACUUUUAUCUCAGCAACUCUUAAACCUUGCAUGUAUUUUUACACUGAUCUGACACACAACCGUGUUCUUUUGUCUAGUCGGUUCAAAGCGGCACGAGUUGCUUAGCUAGGAGUGUGUAGUAUAUGGGAACU
Molecule: messenger RNA, 6890 nt
Organism: Pocillopora meandrina
Lineage: Eukaryota; Metazoa; Cnidaria; Anthozoa; Scleractinia; Pocilloporidae
Source: the annotation of a GenBank genome assembly